CCCAAGAUGUCUCCUUACAAAAGACUACAUUCGAGUGCAUCCAGUGCAAGAGCGGAAAAUCUACCAUUAUGGACACCAGAACUGAACCUAUUCCUCAACCCCCCAAGGCGCCCAUCUUGGGCAACUUGGGUGAUCUCGAUGUCAAAUUCCCAUUGGACUCGUUCGUGAACUUGGCCAACAAGUAUGGUUCUAUAUUCAAAUUAUCUCUACCUGGUAUGGGGCUCGUUGUCGUGUCAGACUGGGAGAUGGUGCAUGAGGUCUGCGACGAUUCUCGAUUCCGGAAAUCCAUAAAAGGCGAUCUUGAGUUGCGAAAUGCCGCGAAUGAUGGACUUUUCACUUCCACGGGAGAAGAUGAGGAGAAUUGGGGCGUUGCCCAUCGUGUUCUCAUGUCUGCCUUCGGUCCCAUAUCAAUCAGAAACAUGUUCGAUGAGAUGCACGAGGUUGCUAGUCAGCUGGCGUUGAAAUGGGCACGACAGGGCUCUCACGAACCAUUAGACGUAAGUGGUGACAUGACGCGCCUUGCGCUCGAUACUGUGGCACUUUGUUCCAUGGGCUUCCGUUUCAAUUCGUAUUAUCGCCAGGACUUGCACCCGUUCGUCAACGCUAUGAAUGAAGUUCUCGACACAGCCGGCCGACGAGCGAAUCGUUUCAUGCCAUCGGUAUUCUACCACUCUUCCAACCGCAAGUUCAAAGAGAAUAUCAAACUCCUGCGCUCAACAGCUAGAGAAGUCGUGGAUGCAAGGAAGUCCGAAGAAGUUCCAAGCGGGAGGAAAGACCUCCUUCAAGCUAUGUUAGCAGGAGUCGACCCGAAAACAGGUCGAAAAAUGACCGAAGAGAGCAUCAUUGACAACUUGAUCACUUUUCUGGUGGCUGGCCACGAGACUACAGCCGCAACGCUUUCCUUCGCUAUGUACAAUCUGGUCAAAUUUCCUGAAGUGUGCAGAAAAGCCCAAGAAGAGGUUGACGCUGUGGUUGGCAAGGGCGCCGUCACUCUGGAACACGUACCUAAGCUUCAAUAUCUAUCUGCGCUGAUACGAGAGACAUUGCGAUUGAAUGCGCCCAUCACUGCUUUUGCCAGAGAGGCGGUUGGCGACCAGAUCAUUGGCGGCAAAUAUCUGGUCAAGAAUGAGACUCAGAUCGUUUGUUUCCUCACGAAGUCACAGAGCGAUCCUAUAAUAUGGGGUCCCGAUGCCAACAUGUUCAAGCCUGAAAGAAUGUUGGACGACAACUUCGAUCGUAUGCAGAAGAAAUACCCCCAUUGUUGGAGUCCUUUCGGGACCGGUAUUCGCGCUUGUAUUGGACGACCGUUCGCGUGGCAAGAGAUGAUCCUGGCUCUGGCGGUGCUACUGCAGAACUUCAACUUUGUGAUGCACAAUCCCUCCUACACAAUGCAGCUCUCACAGUCCUUGACCAUCAAGCCUAAAAAUUUCCAAGUGCGUGCCAUCUCCCGGGAGGACUUGACUCCAGCUCAACUAGAAGCCCGUCUGGCAGGAGGAUACAGUGAAGUCGGAAAAGCAUCUUCUCCAACUAAAAACCCGACAUUGAAUGAGAAGAAUGCGGUUUCUACUGGCAGAAAGAUUGCUAUCUAUUAUGGUUCCAACUCAGGCACUUGCGAGUUUAUGGCGCAGAAACUGGCGUCCAGCGCCAGUGCCCAUGGAUACGUGUCCUCAGUCGACAUAUUGGAUACGGCUAAAGAAAUACUCCCUAGCGACACCCCUGUGGUAAUUAUUACGGCGUCUUACGAGGGUCAACCCACACAGAAUGCAUCCCAUUUCGUCAAUUGGCUUGAGAAUGCAAAGGGGGAGAAGUUAGACGGCGUGAAAUAUGCGGUUUGGGGCUGUGGCCAUAGUGACUGGGCGAAUACAUACCAAAAGGUACCAAUCAUGAUAGACGCAACUCUGGAAAAUCUCGGUGCUUCCAGAAUGGCGCCUUUGGGGACCACCAAUGCGAAAGACCGUGACAUGUUUUCUGAUUUCGAAACUUGGGAAGACCAAACAUUAUGGCCAGCAAUUAAGCAGAACUUUGGCAGCACCGAUGUUGCCGAAUCCACCCUGCCCGCACUACAGUUGACCUUUUCGGCCCCUAGAGCUUCUAACUUACGUCAAGACGUAAAGGAAUCUCUAGUAGUCGAUGGGCACAGACUGACAAAAGGUGAUGGAGUAGGAGAGAAGCGCCACCUCGAAUUCCAGCUUCCCAGUGGUUGGACUUAUUCCGCUGGCGACUAUCUCGCUGUGCUACCCCACAACCCGAAAGAGACAGUGGCUCGUGUAAUGCGACUCUUCCAUUUGGCCUGGGAUGCGCACGUGUCCAUCCAGUCGUCGAACCCAACUACUCUUCCUACCAAUAUCAGUUUGCCUGUGUCCGAAAUACUAAGCUCCUAUGUCGAGUUGAGUCAGGUGGCUACAAAGCGGAAUAUUACUUUUCUUAGCCAAUUCACAGAUCAAGACGAGAUCAAAGCAAAGAUCAUGCUGUUAGCUACAGAUAACUUCGAAGACGAGGUUAGAUCGAAGUUCCUCUCUGUUCUGGGCAUUCUGGAACAAUUUUCUACGAUUCAAAUACCAUUCGAGUGUUUUCUUUCGAUUUUACCACCCAUGCGGGUCCGUCAAUAUUCAAUUUCAUCUUCACCGCUAGCGAAUGAAGGCAAGCUCACAAUAACCUACUCUGUACUGAAUGCACCAGCACACUCCGGCAUUGGCCGCCAUGUUGGCGUUGCAUCGUCUUACAUGUCAGGCCUACUACCGGGUGACAAGGUGCAGGUCGCGGUGCGACCAGCGGCGGGCGGCUUUGGACUGCCGCUGGAACCAAAUAAGACGCCCAUUAUCUGCAUCGCGGCGGGGACCGGACUAUCUCCAUUCCGGGCAUUCAUCCAAGAGCGUGCCUUUAUCGCGGGGAAGCAACAAGGGACGUUAGCGCCUGCGCUGCUGUUCUACGGCUGCCGCGAUCCAGACAACGACGACCUCUACCGCGAUGAAUUCGACGAAUGGGAGCGUGCAGGCGUAGUUGCCGUUUACCGCGCCCAUAGUCGGAAGCCCGAUGCCGCUGAUGGUUGUCGCUAUGUGCAAGACCGACUCUGGCGCGAACGGCGGGUGGUGGGUUCACUUUGGAGCGAUGGAAACGCGCGUAUCUAUAUCUGUGGUUCCAGCAAGAUAGCUAAGGCUGCAAAAGACGUGCUGGUGCGUAUCAUGCAAGAUGAGAGCGCGAAGAAGGGUCAGACUAUGACAGAUGAGGAGGCAAUGGAGUGGUUUGACAAGCACCGGAACGAACGAUUCGCGACGGAUGUUUUUGACUGA
Periconia digitata is the source of this 3290-nucleotide messenger RNA. The record is from the annotation of a GenBank genome assembly. NCBI's taxonomy places the organism in Eukaryota, Fungi, Ascomycota, Dothideomycetes, Pleosporales, Periconiaceae.